This is a messenger RNA of Humulus lupulus (European hop), 1711 nucleotides long. RefSeq names its product chloroplast envelope membrane protein-like. Gene Ontology annotation, cellular component: membrane. The record is from RefSeq and is a predicted model, not a curated record. Bases 105 to 1457 code for a protein of 450 amino acids. The transcript is spliced from 7 exons. Lineage: Eukaryota; Viridiplantae; Streptophyta; Magnoliopsida; Rosales; Cannabaceae.
UUUGAGAGAGGGAGAAAGAAACAGAUAAACCCACGAUGCAAUUUGUCUGGUAAAUGCCAAAGCUUCGAAAUUGCAGUGGAGAGAGCUGAGAUUUAAGAUGUGGAAUGACCUCUUCCAUGGUGUUAUGCCAAAGCUUUAACCUUUUCACCUCCAAACACUCUUCUUCUUCUUCUUCAUCCUUUUCUUCUUCUUCUUCCUCGAAGACUUUGAGUUUGGUGGUUGGUUUGGAUAAGCGUUGGAGCAAGAGUCGCGGUGGGUUUGCUGCAAAUGCAAAGGCCAGGAGGAAGAAGAAGAGCUGGUGGUACAGAUUCUUCUUGGACGACGAUGGCAAUUGGCUUGGUCUGAAGGAGGACGAUAUGCUGGACCUCGAAGAAGAAGUAAAGGAAGAAUCAGAAUCAGAAGCAGAAGAAGAUGUUGAGGUUGAAGUUGAUGAUGGUUCUAAAUUUGAGGCCUGGAAGAGGAGAGCGGAGGCCAUAGUUGAGCUGCGUGAAGCCCAGGAAGACAGGAGGAAUGAGGAGUCUCGUAGCUGGGAGGAUUGGCUUGCCACUGAUGGGGAGAAGGGUCAUCAAGAUUUGGAUUGGGACUACAACAAUGGUGGAGCUGGAGCAGGAGCAGGAGCAGGAGCAGGAGCUUCUCCUCCUUCUGGGAAAUCCAUGGAUGAGGAGGAGAAGGUGUUUCCUGAAAUGGGUUUGGUUAGGUCUGUUAGGAAUUGGCUUGCUGGUGAUGAGGAUGAUUUGCUGUAUGAAGAUCGAGUCUUCCGCUAUGCUUCCAUUAAUUCAGCUAAGUUUUUGGCAGUGUUGAUCAUUGUGCCUUGGGCAUUGGAUUUUGUGUUGCAUGACUAUGUUCUUAUGCCAUUUUUAGAGAGAUAUGUGGAGAAAGUGCCACUGGCUGCUCAAAUGCUUGAUGUGAGAAGAAACCAGAAGCUUGAAAUAGUGGAAGAGCUCAAAAUGGAGAAAGCCAGGUUGCAGCUGGAGGUUGAAAUUGGCAAGUCUCCUCCUCUAUCUGAUGAUCACCUUUGGUGGGAGUUAAGGGACAAAGCAUUAGAGUUGAGGGAAGAGAGGAGGUUAGAAAACCGUGGAGCAUUUGCCAACAUUUGGUCAGACAUGGCGUUUGGGAUAUCAGUGUUCAUUCUUUUGUACUUCAAUCAGAGUCAAGUAGCUUUGCUCAAAUUUACAGGUUAUAAAAUUAUAAACAAUAUAUCAGAUACUGGCAAGGCAUUUCUAAUUAUACUUAUCACAGAUAUUUUUUUGGGGUAUCACUCAGAGUCUGGUUGGCAAACAUUGGUAGAGAUUAUAGUAGAACAUUAUGGAGUGGAGGUGGAUCAGGCUACCAUAACCAUUUUUAUCUGCUUGGUUCCUGUUGUCAUUGAUGCCUGUGUCAAACUAUGGUUGUUCAAGUUCCUUCCAAGAUUAUCUCCCAAGGUUUCCAACUUAUUCAGGGAAAUGAAGCGUCACUAAGACAACAACAGAUGCAAAGUUGGGUUGGUUUGGUUUGGUUUGGAGUUGGACUCAACUCACCACUACCACAACAACUACUACUACUUCCACUCUUUGUAACAUUUAUUAGUUUACAAUGUAUACAUAGUCAAAAGCAAUGUGGCUUCUUCCUCCUCUUUACACUCUAUUCUUAUUAUUUUUUCUAUUUGAUCAUCUUUGGGGGAGAUUUUUUUUAUUGACAGAAAUAAAUAAAAAUGAAGCACAUUUUUUUUUUC